AUGCAAGCGCCCCUUGGCUUUUUCCUCAUUUCCCUUAUCUCCCUCCAACGUUCCUUCUCAGCCUCCUGUCCUCCACACAACCCUUCCCUCUGGCUUCUUUCCUUCAGCUGUCGUCUAGUUUGGGCAGCCUUCCUGAUCAUUUCUGCAGGCACCGCAGACUCCACAGUGCUGGCAUCUAAUCUUCAUCUUCCUCGAGAUUCUUCUGGUUUCCCUGGCUGGUUCCACCAUCGCCAUUUUAAAGCAGCCCCGUCACACCAAGGACUCCACCCAACCAGCUUCCAGGUCCUGGCGAUCCCACCCCCUUACCUGCUCCCAGCACUCCUCUGGCUGAGGCCUUCCUUUCUCAGGCGCUCUAACUGUACUCCCUCCAGCUGCAACCCCACAGCCCCCUGCCAAGUCAUCUCCUCUGAUCAGGGCAUUAUUCUCCAACUGAACCUCUUCCAUGGCUCACAGAUCUGUAGAGAUUAG
Messenger RNA from Rangifer tarandus platyrhynchus (Svalbard reindeer), 468 nucleotides. NCBI's taxonomy places the organism in Eukaryota, Metazoa, Chordata, Mammalia, Artiodactyla, Cervidae. The record is from the annotation of a GenBank genome assembly.